This is a messenger RNA of Trichophyton rubrum CBS 118892, 1119 nucleotides long. RefSeq lists its product as uncharacterized. NCBI's taxonomy places the organism in Eukaryota, Fungi, Ascomycota, Eurotiomycetes, Onygenales, Arthrodermataceae. The record is from RefSeq and is a predicted model, not a curated record. The coding region runs from base 438 to 776 and encodes 112 amino acids. The transcript has a single exon.
ACAUGGAGAACCGACCGCCCCGUGUAAAACCCCUCAUCUUGACUGGAUAACGGGAACCUGUUCGCUAACCUGACCGUCCCUUGCACAGGAUACAACUUGGCAUGCUGCGUCAUAGUCGCGGGCCCCUUGAAAGCCUGAUGAUCCUCCUCCUUGCAGGCUGAAUUGUGUACCAGCCGGCCUGUGCAAAUCAGUGGCCCAUGAUGUCGCACAUUAAUGCUUUCUAGGCCAGGCUUGCUGGCGGAGAAGGUGCAGGGUUGCCGCAUACGAAAAAAACAAGAUAACCCAGAAAUACCGCGUUGUUGUCGUGUACACUCCCACUCCCCACGACGGCUUUCUACUUUGACGCUCUGUGCCCGGCACGUACGCGAGAUGAGUCAAGCGGCUUCAGGGAAUUGUUUGUUGUUAUUGUCCUAAGAGUCCGGCUCGGAUGCUAGACGAUGAUUCUCCAAUUUUAUGACAUUUUUUCUACGAACCUUGUUCUAGAAACUAUCGAAAUGAUUCCUCAGCUCCUGUCUCGUCCGUUGGCAUCCCUGAACAUCUUUCAAACCACUCCGCACCAGCGUACAGGUAGUUGGCCCGAGUUCCGCAUGAUCCCCGAGCUACUUCUGCAAAGUACACCUUUCCUUACUAGCAUCUAUAUAUAUAUCCGUGUAUAUAUAUUUAUCUGUGGCCCUUCCUUUGGUGAAGGUCUGUACCUUCAUCGAGCUUGGAUUUUAGUCCUUUUCGGAGUUGAGACGCCUAGCUGCUCCGAUUUGUCUAGAAAAACCCAUUAUUAGACUUGAAAAAAAAGUAACAUGUCUCCCAUUGCUACGUCAAACGUUGAGAUCGUGGAUAUCCGCGGUACCAACCUUCAGAGCUCUUUAUCUCAGGACAUCUACCAUGGUCUUCAGGCUGCAGAGAAGAGCCUGCCAACUUUACUUCUUUACGAUACAAAAGGGCUACGACUGUUCGAAGACAUUACAUACUUGGACGAAUACUACCUGACGAACGCGGAGAUCAAGGUCUUGGAAGCAAAUGCCGCCAAAAUCGCAGCACUUGUCCCUGAGAACUGCCAAUUAGUUGAGUUGGGGAGCGGGUUUGUUUUCCUCUCCCCUUCGAUGCCACUGCCUUCCCGAAUAC